AUGUCGUCUGUGACAACGUCGAGCCGCCGGUCCUCCUCGUCGUAUCGCUCAUCUUCCCGCUUCAGCAGCUUUCGGUCGGAGAGCUCACUGAAUGGCUCCUCAGAUUCACUGGACCCACUGUUUGACAGUUUCCUGGACUCCUCAGACAGCUCAGGCCUUUUCGGAGAGGAGCCUUACUCGGGGUCUGACUGCCUGGCGCCCUUCAGCAGGCACAACAGAGCUUCCUAUGGACACCCAGCUCCACUAGGGGACGCUGUGUCCGACCAUCAGACCGGUACAGCUGGAGGUGUGCGAUGUUUGGGAGACAGUUACGUCAUGUCCGCUGAUGUCAGCCAGUUUGAGCCCCAUGACAUCGUCGUGAUGGCCUACAACCACCACGUUGUCAUUCAUGCUGAGAAGGUUCUUGAUGACGGAAGCGUCAGUGACACCUUCACUCACAAGUCUCUGUUCCCGGAGGACAUGGACCCGUUGAGUGUCAGCACCAGCCUCAACACAGAUGGCAACCUGCUGGUGACGGUCGGCCGGGCCAAGAGUGUCCUGGAGACACCGGGCAGCCCCGUGUUCUGCAGCGAGGCUCACCUGUGA
This is a messenger RNA of Synchiropus splendidus (mandarinfish), 585 nucleotides long. RefSeq names its product heat shock protein beta-7-like. Lineage: Eukaryota; Metazoa; Chordata; Actinopteri; Syngnathiformes; Callionymidae. The record is from RefSeq and is a predicted model, not a curated record. The coding region runs from base 1 to 585 and encodes 194 amino acids. The transcript is spliced from 3 exons.